AUGAGGCGUCAUUUGUCUGUUUGUUUGUUUGUUAUUUUUUUGUUUUGUCUUUUUUCGCGUUCUUUCGCCUUCAGAGGCCCAACCCAUCGCACGCCAGCUCCCUAUACACUGCUACCAGGCACAACAUGCAGCAGCAGCAGCAGCAGCAGCAGCAGCAGCAGCAGCAGUUGCUCUAGGCAGCAAACUGCAGGGGGGCUCGUAUGCAGUGAAGAUGGUGCGAGUCGCCUAGACCAUAUCAGUUCUCUCUCUGCUGCUGCUGCAGCAGCAGCAGCAACAGAUGCAGCUGCUGUUCCUAUCGACUCCCCUACCCUGCCCGCGGCAGCAGCAACAGGAGCAGCAGCAGCAGCAGAAGAGCGUUUUCCGUUUCAGGCAGAGGUGAAGAGGGUUCUUGAUAUUAUCGUUCACAGCCUCUACACCGACCGUGACGUCUUCCUUCGCGAGCUUAUCUCUAACGCCGCUGAUGCAUGCGACAAGAAACGGGUGCUGCUUGGCCAGCAGCAGCAGCAGCAGCAGCCGGACCAACAGCAGCAGCAGCAGCAGCAGCGCUCGAUUCGGGUGUAUGCAGACAAGAAGGCGGGAACGCUGACAAUAGAAGACGACGGCAUAGGAAUGAAUAGACAGGAGUUAAUCGAUCAUCUGGGCACCAUUGCUCAGUCGGGUACCUACAAAUUCGCUCAACACCUGCAGCAGCAGCAGCAGCAACAGCAGCAGCAGCUGGAAGGAGGGGGGCCCUUAGGGGGUGCGAAUGAUCUCAUUGGGCAGUUCGGCGUUGGGUUUUACUCUGCUUUUUUAGUUGCAGACAAAGUAGAGGUCAUCUCUUCUCGCUGGACACCCCCAAGUGCAGCAGCAGCAACAUCAGCAGCAGCAGCAACAUCAGCAGCAGCAGCAGCAGCAGUUCCAGAGGUAUGGAAGUGGAGUUCUAGCUGCGGGCAGACUUUCGCAGUGCAGCAGCUUGACGGAGCAGCAGAGCAGCAGCGAUGGGUGCAGCAGAUGCGAGCGUUGCAUCUGAGCUUGCAGCAGCAAGCAGCAAAGGCAGGUACCCCUGUCGGCGACGCAUAUCUCUUACAGCAGCAGCAGCAGCUCGAGCAGCAGCUGUCUCAGCCUUGGACAGGGACCCGAGUAGUGCUGCAUCUACGAGAGGAGUGCGAUGACUACUUAGAAGAUUAUCGUCUUAAAGAGCUUUUAAAGAAAUACUCAGAAUUUCUAUCAGUACCAAUUUACUUAUUAGCAGAGCGUAUUGAAUAUGAAAGGGUACCCGAUGCAGACGCUCAGCAGGCGGGGGGCCCCCCGGGGGCCCCUAAAUUUAAAACAGUAACGAAUCGCUUUUCUGAGUGGCUUCAUUUAAAUACACAACCCCCUAUAUGGAGACGUGCAGAGGAGACGCUGACAGAGAAGGAUUACGUAGACUUCUAUAAAGCUACGUUUAAGGCUUACGAUGAUCCUCUCGCUUUUCUUCACAUGCAAGUGGAGGGUCAGGUCUCGUUUAGGGCUCUGCUGUACGUACCGGGGACGUUGCCUUGGGAGCUCUCAAGAAAUAUGUUCGAUGAGGACUCGCGAGGCAUUCGGCUGUACGUACGCCGCGUCUUCAUAAACGACAAGUUCCAGGAGGCAGUCCCGAGGUGGCUUACCUUUAUUCGCGGUGUUGUUGACUCAGACGAUCUUCCUUUAAAUGUUGGUCGAGAGAUACUGCAGAAGUCGCAGAUGUUAAGAGUUGUUCAUAAGAGAGUUGCAGCAAAAGCAGUUGAAAUGAUUCAAGCAAUCAAACGACAAGGAAGUGAAAAGUGGGACCGCUUCUGGGAAAACUACGGGAAGUACAUCAAGAUCGGCGCUGUAGAGGACCGGGAUCAGCAGCAAGCGUUGGCUUCGUUGGUGCAGCUUCAUUCGUCUCACUCGCGUACAUCUUUAACCACCUUAGAUGAAUAUAUAUCUCGUUUAGAAGAAAGGAACAAGAAAAUAGAAGAAGGAAAGCACCCCCCUCUGCCGAACGGACAGCCAGCAAAGAAGCAAAAGGCAAUAUUCUUUUUAGCAGCAGAAAAUAGAAGAGCAGCAGAAGACAGCCCAGCAUUAGAGGGUCUAAGAGCGAGGGGUUUGGAGGUUUUGUUUGGAGUUGAGCCCCUUGAUGAAUUCUUUCUUGCUUCUCUCGGUAUAUCUCAGUUUAAGGGCUUUGAUGUUGUUGAUAUUAAUAAAGCAGAUCUACAGCUCGAUGCAGAAGACACUGAACAAAACAACAACCCCACCCAUGAACAUUUGCAUGCAGCAGAUAAUAAAGAUUUAAACAAACAAAACAACGCCACGCAAACAGAAGAUAUCGCCACUAAAAGAAUUGAACUCGCCCCGCUAGUGGAGUGGCUGCAGCAGUGUUUAGGGCCUCGGGUGCACAACGUGUCUCUGUCUUCUCGUUUAGUUCAGCAUCCAGCAGUAUUAGUUCAGGGGCAGCUGGGGCUGUCUCCUACAAUGCAGCGUUAUAUGCAGCAGCAAGCAGCAGCACAAGGCUUAGCAGAACAAAAGCUCUUCGGAGCUACUCUUAAUCAGCCCAUCUUAGAAAUCAAUCCUAAUCAUCCUAUCAUCAAACAACUCGAUCUCAUGGUGAAGGCUGAUCCUUCUAGCAGCAGAGCGAAGUCUCUGGCUUUAGAGUUAUUUGCUGUCGCGUCGCUGCAAGGUGGAUAUACACUCGAAGACCCCGGGGCUUUUGCUAAGUCUGUGCUGCAGUUGUUAGGGAGAGAGGCGGAGUCUUUCUUAAACAACAGAGACAAAUAA
This is a messenger RNA of Eimeria acervulina, 2757 nucleotides long. RefSeq names its product heat shock protein 90, putative. Gene Ontology annotation, cellular component: protein-containing complex; plasma membrane; perinuclear region of cytoplasm. The record is from RefSeq and is a predicted model, not a curated record. Bases 1 to 2757 code for a protein of 918 amino acids. NCBI's taxonomy places the organism in Eukaryota, Apicomplexa, Conoidasida, Eucoccidiorida, Eimeriidae. Gene Ontology annotation, biological process: protein folding; protein stabilization; cellular response to heat. Gene Ontology annotation, molecular function: ATP-dependent protein folding chaperone; ATP hydrolysis activity; ATP binding. The transcript has 7 exons.